GUGAGCUUGUGUAUGUUUGCGCCAGUACUGAGGCAGUGAAGCAGCGCGAGCGAGCGAGCGAGCAAUACAAAAUAAAAUUUUGCGCAAAAAGGGCCAAGAACCUGAUCAAUAAAUUGUAGUUAAAGUUGAAUGUGACCCAAAACGCGUGUGCUAAACCAAAAAUAAACAAAUUGUGUCCUUAUACUCUGCCAUUGGCCAAGGCAGCUAACAAACAAAUCGCUCAGCGCUGCUCUGAAAAAAGAACGUAAGCAACGAUAACAGCAGAAAAUUUUGGUGUGCUGUGCGCGCGUGCUGCCAACUGUGUAAAAAGUGUUUUGCCUUUUAUACCGCCUGCCUGCCGCUGUCACCACCUCUACCGCCAAUCGCCAACCAAUCGAGUCCAAUAACAAAUCAUUUGGCUCUGCAGAGAAUUAGGACCAAAUUCGCGGCCACUAGCGAUGCCCCAGCAGCAAUCAGCUACGUAGUAGCGUGAAGCAAACGGAGCUAGCUCUCUGCUCUGCUCUUGUGUGUGGCGUGCGUACAGUUGAAUUUUUCAACAAGUUGCCAGCACAGCGCGCAACGCGACACAAACACACGUACACAGACUCAUAUACACGUUAAUAUAUGCACACAAACACAAGCAAGCGCGCGCAGAGAGAAGGGAAACCGAAACGGCAAAAACAACAACAAGAGGAGCAGCAACGUUUUAGUGAUGUCAUCAGAAACAACAGCAGCAGCAGCAGCAGCAGUAGUCAUCGUCCAGCAUCAUUUAACUUCAAACUGGCAAAACUAAAACGGAAAAGACGCCAAACUGAAGCACUUAUCGGAGAGCGUAACGGUGCUGCUGAAAAUCGCUAAAAUGGACAGCAUCGUCGAGGAGAACGGCAACUCGGCCUCCAGCGGUAAUGUCAACGAUAUUGACAUCGCAGCAGCCGCCGCCGUCGCCUCUGCCGCGGCGGCAGCAGCAGUCGCAGCAUCGGUGGCAGCAACAGGCGGCCAACAGCAGCAGCAGCAGCAGCAGCAGCAGCAGCAAUUACAACAGAACCAGCAAAGUACAACGAGCGGCGUCCCGGCGACAGUUAACACGAACAAUGCCAGCGGCACGGCCUCCGUGUUGACCACAGCCGCCAAUUGUAAUAUACAAUACCCUAUCCUAACACAGCACGGCCUACAGGUACAAUCCGUGAUACAGGCGGCCAAUCACUCGGGUGUCAUACAAACCGCUGUCGGAACACAGCAGCAACAGCAGCAGGCGCUGGCCGCCGCAUCGGCGAUGCACAAGGGCGGCAGCGGCGUCGUCUAUAUGACCAAGCCGGCAAAUACGACGGUCAUCCAUACGACCACGAGCAAUGCAGUGCAAGUGCGUAACAAAAUCCCUCCAAAUUUUCAAUGUAAGAUCAAACCCGAACCGAAUACCCAGCAUCCGGAGGAUAGCGAUGAGAGUUUAUCAGACGAUGAUUCACAGCAUCAUCGCAGUAAUCUGACACGAAGGCCAUCGUACAAUAAGAUUUUCACCGAAAUCAGUGGACCCGACAUAAGCGCGGGUGGAGCACUGCAAAUGCCCGACGGCAACGUACUCAGCUCACAGCUGGGUAGCGGGGCGGGGGGUGGCGGCGGCGGCAACAACACAUCAAGCAGUCCCUUGCUGCACAUGGCGCCGGACUCGGCCUUCUAUUUAUCCAAUCGGAUAGCAUACAAUGCCAAUAACAGCGGCAUUGCGGAGGAUCAGACACGCAAGCGAGAGAUUCGACUGCAAAAGAAUCGGGAAGCGGCGCGCGAAUGCCGGCGCAAGAAGAAGGAGUACAUUAAGUGCCUGGAGAAUCGUGUGGCGGUGCUAGAGAACCAAAACAAAGCGCUCAUCGAGGAGCUCAAGUCGCUGAAAGAGCUUUACUGUCAGACCAAGAACGAUUGAACGUGGCCCCGUUGCUGGAAUGGGCAGCACCGGCGGUUGGUUCUGGCAGCAGCAGCAGCAGCGGCGCCGGCAGCGGCAGCAGUAGCUUUAAGUCUACACUGGCUUGGCAAUGACAAUGACGCGAACGACAAUGCUGCUGGAUGCAGGACGGGGGCAAGGACGAGGGCAAGAACGCGGACGAGGACGAGGACAGGGACGGGGACACGGACACGCACUGAGACAAUGACUUUGACGGUGACGACUGCAACCAGCCGCAUAUCAUGGUUUACAUACAUAACAAAAACACAAACGCUAUAUGUAGUAUAAUUUAUAUACAAUGAUCAUGUUGUUGUUGUUGUU
This is a messenger RNA of Drosophila novamexicana, 2230 nucleotides long. It is a transcript of the gene CrebB, whose product is annotated as cyclic AMP response element-binding protein B. Gene Ontology annotation, molecular function: RNA polymerase II cis-regulatory region sequence-specific DNA binding; protein binding; DNA-binding transcription factor activity, RNA polymerase II-specific. The record is from RefSeq and is a predicted model, not a curated record. The transcript has 6 exons. Gene Ontology annotation, biological process: regulation of transcription by RNA polymerase II. Lineage: Eukaryota; Metazoa; Arthropoda; Insecta; Diptera; Drosophilidae. Gene Ontology annotation, cellular component: transcription regulator complex; nucleus. The coding region runs from base 839 to 1891 and encodes 350 amino acids.